CAGACAGAUCCAUUUGCCAUUUUAACAAAACAAACUGUGUCUGGUUCAUGAGUUACUACAUUUUACCACGAAAAUUGUUGUUGUCUUGUGCUUUUAACAAUUGCUAUAAUUAUGUUCAUCGAGGAAAAACCUAUUGCUUUUCCUUGAACUCGUAUUUGAAGCAUUUUAUGUGCACAAGCUCUGAGGAAUCACUGAAAUUUGGUCCCAAAAUGGCAACUUUGGAAACUCUACAUAUGGAUAACUUGGCGCUGAGGUCUUUACCAAUCGACAAAGAGCUUAAAAAUUACGUGAGUCAGGUUCAGGGAGCAUGCUUCUCUCGUGUUGAGCCAACUCCAGUGGAAAAUCCUUCAACGGUGGCGUAUUCUAGCAGUGCAAUGUCUCUGUUGGAUUUAUCAAAGGAUCAGUUGCGGCGAGAUGACUUUGCAGAAUAUUUUGGUGGAAAUAAGAUAUUACCUGGCGCGGAACCAUCAGCUCAUUGCUAUUGCGGUCAUCAAUUCGGAUAUUUUUCUGGUCAGCUGGGAGAUGGGGCGACUAUGUAUCUUGGUGAGGUGGUGAAUGAAAGAGGAGAGAGGUGGGAGAUGCAGUUUAAGGGUGCAGGUCUCACACCUUAUUCUAGACAGGCAGAUGGAAGAAAAGUGCUGCGGUCCAGCAUACGAGAAUUUCUUUGCAGUGAGGCAAUGCACUUUUUAGGGAUUCCAACUACAAGAGCUGGUAGCUGUGUGACUUCAGAUACAAGAAUAACCAGAGACAUAUUUUACGAUGGAAACCCUAUCAGGGAAAGGUGUACCAUUAUUUUAAGGAUUGCCCCAACAUUCAUAAGGUUUGGUUCGUUUGAGAUAUUUAAACCAACAGACCCUAUGACUGGACGCAAAGGCCCAAGUGAGGGACGUACAGAUAUUCUCAUUCAGCUUCUUGAUUAUACAGUUCAAACAUUUUUUCCACAGGUUGUCACAGGUGAUAAGGAGGAGGCAUACUUAGCUUUCUUUAAAGAAGUUGUUAGGCUUACUGCAAGACUUGUGGCCCUUUGGCAGUGUGUAGGGUUUUGUCAUGGGGUGCUUAACACAGAUAAUAUGAGUGUUCUUGGCUUGACAAUUGAUUAUGGUCCCUUUGGAUUUAUGGAUCAUUAUGAUCCUGAGCAUGUCUGCAAUGCAUCAGAUGACCAAGGCAGGUACCGAUACGAGGCUCAACCUGAGAUCUGCAAAUGGAAUUUGUUGAAGCUAGGAGAGGCUAUUAAAGAUGUACUUCCUUUGGAAAGGUCAAAGGCUGCAGUGGAAGAGAUUUAUGAUGUCGAGUACCAGCAAACGUACAUGGGUAAAAUGAGACUAAAGCUUGGCUUAUUAAAGAAGGAUCUACCAGAGGAUGAGGACCUGGUAAAAAGUCUUUUGGAAACCAUGCACAAGACAGGUGCUGAUUUUACAAAUUGUUUUAGAUGCCUCCAUAGAAUUUCUUUGGAAAGUAGCGCUGUAGGUGAUGACAGUGAUGAAAAUGUUCUGGAGUACUUAUUGUCCCAAUGUCAAACUGUAGAUGACUUGAAGAAAACUUCAAAGCCAUUCCUUGGAGCAAGGGAAUUUCAGAUGUUGAUGAUGCUUCUUCAGACUAGUCCUAGUCUCCUGCAGCAAUUAGGAAACGGAGCAUCUUUAAUUCAAAAGGAGCUGGACAGGAGAGAGAAGGUUCAGCAGAUGAAUGAGUUAAAACCUGAGGAAAAAAGAAGCAAAGACAGGCAACUGUGGAAAGAUUGGAUUGAACAAUACAGGCUGCGCCUUAAUGCAGAUUUUGAAAAUGAACCAGAUCAUGAGAAAGCAAACAAGGAGCGAAUUGAAGCAAUGAAAUCCAAUAAUCCAAGAUUUAUCCUCAGGAAUUAUAUUGCUCAAAAUGCCAUUUCUGCAGCAGAGGAGGGAGACUUUUCAGAGGUCCAAAGAGUUCUAAAGCUUCUUGAAAACCCUUACAGUGACACCACUGACACCAAACUAAUCCAACAGCCAAGUAGAGAGAGUGACUCCCAAGAGGCGUCAGAAGCAAGCUGCAGUGCAGAAGAAUAUUUUACUUAUGACAGUAAGCCACCAGGUUGGGCUACUGACUUAAGGGUGACAUGAUCAUCGUAGGUGCCUCGUUACAUGAAUGAGCCAGAAACUACAAGCAACACUACAAUAUUUUGUAUCAGAAUUUACAUCAGUAUAAUUUUGGUUUAAUUAAUUUAAAAUUAAGCAGAUCAUUGGUGUAUGACUAAAGAAUAUACUGUCGAAAAAAAUAUCAUUACAUGCCCCUUUCACAACAAAAGUAGUCCAAACCCUCUCAAUGGACUCUGUCUUUAGCAAGCAAGUCUUCUAAGGAUGCCUUUUUAGUGCCACUUCUGAACUCACUCAGUUAAACUCAGUGGUUUCACUUUCUUGUGAUUGAGCACCUAAGAAGCAAAUCCACUCUUCAUGUGAAUUUCUAUUUUAUGAGAGCUUCAACUUGACCUACAUUGAAGGUUUGUUAGAUUUUGCCUGGCUAUGACAGUGUUUACCUAUGAGCCAAAAUCUGCUACAGAAUGUUUUGCACUUUGGAAAGAAAGUAGAUCUGAAGUAUUUUAUAUAAUUUUCACACCAGCAGUGAUACGCCAUACAUAAUAUGAAGUGUUGUGUUCAGCUCAUUUGUACAGUGAGGCAUUUGAUGACUUUCUUUAACAUGGCAUCUAACCACAGGCUUAAAUGUCAAAAUACAUUUUGCUUAUGACAGUACAAUUUAAAACCAGAUGGAAGAUUGUACUUGAAGGGUGCUAGGAAAUUGAUGUCACUGAGAACAAUUCACUUUGUAAUUUGUUCUAAAUAUUUUCAAAGAAAUUGUUGAUAAUAAACUUGUAACCAGUAAGAGAAAGGUGCAAGGAAAUGCCAUUCAAAAUAAAUUAUUAAUAGACACUGCA
Molecule: messenger RNA, 2902 nt
Organism: Stylophora pistillata
Lineage: Eukaryota; Metazoa; Cnidaria; Anthozoa; Scleractinia; Pocilloporidae
Product: protein adenylyltransferase SelO, mitochondrial
Source: RefSeq, a predicted model, not a curated record